This is a messenger RNA of Hylaeus anthracinus, 1752 nucleotides long. It is a transcript of the gene Smyd3, whose product is annotated as histone-lysine N-methyltransferase SMYD3. Gene Ontology annotation, molecular function: protein binding. The transcript has 6 exons. Lineage: Eukaryota; Metazoa; Arthropoda; Insecta; Hymenoptera; Colletidae. The coding region runs from base 608 to 1669 and encodes 353 amino acids. Gene Ontology annotation, cellular component: nucleus. The record is from RefSeq and is a predicted model, not a curated record.
UUAAUGUUAUAUUGUGGCAUUUAAUAUCGUGUUAAAACAUUCAAAAAUUAAUUAUAAAUAAAUAAUUACCAAUAAAAAUGAGAAUACAAAAUGGAUAUAAACGAUUGCCCGUCGCUACAGGAACUACUAUUUUAACUGCUAAACCUUUUGCUUACGUUUUACGAUCCUUAUAUCGCAAUGAAAGAUGUGACCAUUGCUUGCAAAGGUAAUGCUUAAUUAAUUAAAACAAAACGAAUGUGCAAAAAUAUUAAAUCAGUAUCAACGGUAGCUUGGUGGCCCUGAUCAGUAUCAGUUUAGGUUAUCUUUCUAAAGUGAUCAUUUCCUGUAGUCACAUUUGUAUUACUGUUUAUAAAUUGUAAUUGUUUACUCAUAUCGAAAAUAAACUUUUUUAAUAAAUAAAACGUUUGUUAAAGAUGAGCAUAAAUGAAAAUCCCAUUAAAAAAGGAACUACUAUAUUUACUGUGGAAAACUAUUAAAAUGUUCUGCAUGUCAAUGCGUUUUUUAUUGUAACCGAUCAUGUCAACAAAGUGGUUGGCGCAUACACAAUACAGAAUGUGCAAAUUUAAAAAGAAUUUCGCCAAAAGUUGUGCCAGAUGUGGCACGACUCAUGGCUCGUAUAAUUAUAAAACUGAAUCAAGGUAAAGGUGAAGAGAUGGGAUAUUAUAGUGAAACAAAUUACAGGAAAUUUAAAGAUCUAAUGUCCCAUUAUUCUGAUAUAAAAAAGGAUGAAAAAAGAAUGGAUCAUUUUAUAUGUCUAUGUGGUGUUCUAUUUGACUAUCUUAGAGAUGUUCCUCUGCCAAAUUCUGCAGAAUUAAUAGGAAUUUAUGGCAGAAUAUGUAUCAACUCUUUUAGUAUAUUUGAUCAGAAUAUGACUACUAUUGGUGUUGGAAUUUAUUUAGGACCAUCUAUCAUAGACCAUAGUUGUGCACCAAAUGCUGUAGCCAUUUUUGAAGGAACUACUGUAAUAAUCAGAACAAUAGAAGAUCUUCCUUGUUUAGAUUGGUCUCAGAUAAGAAUAUCAUAUAUUGACAUACUUAAAACAACAAAGGAUCGACGUGAAGUGUUACAAAGUUCUUAUUAUUUUUGGUGUACCUGCAAACGAUGCGAACAACCAGAUGUAAUGGCAGAAGCUGCUAAGUGUCCUAAUAAAUCUUGCAUGCAUCCUUGUCCUUCUGAUGCAGACAUAUGUCAAAAAUGUAGUGCACAGUUUUCAGACAAAUUCAAAGAAACCUUUGAUGAAGUAUCUGAUUUUACUGCAUAUCAUUUACAAAACAUGAAGAAUAUGGCUUAUCUAGAUAUAAGCAAGAUGUGCCUCAAGAAACAAGAAGGUAUUUUACAUCCUCUUAAUGUACAGCAUGUGCAAACUUUGCAAAGUGCUUUUGAUUCAGCUAUAAGUUUGCAACAUUGGGAAGAAGCAGAAUUCUAUGGCAGGAAGCUUAUUAAUGCCUAUUUAGCAUAUUAUGGAGAAAUACAUCCAUUCACUGGAAUAUUGUACUUUAUGAUUGGAAAAAUACAAUUACAGCUGGAAAAAUCAAACCAGGCUAUGGAAGCAUUAGAAAAAGCAAAUUUAGUGUUAACAAUAACACAUGGAAAAAAGCAUACUUUGUUAAGAGAAAAUUUAGCGCUCAAACUAAGUAUUAUGGUCAAUAAAUCAUUUUCUAUUUACUAAAAUGUAUCGACAAUUUGUAAUUGUAAUAUUAAAUUAUAUUGAUAUUUAAAUAAAUAUAUUUAAUCCUUGAGUUUAAUUAAAAA